Molecule: messenger RNA, 3068 nt
Organism: Frieseomelitta varia
Lineage: Eukaryota; Metazoa; Arthropoda; Insecta; Hymenoptera; Apidae
Product: synaptic vesicle membrane protein VAT-1 homolog-like
Exons: 7
Coding region: 274-1689 (471 amino acids)
Molecular function (GO): oxidoreductase activity; zinc ion binding
Source: RefSeq, a predicted model, not a curated record
ACGCAGGCUCUCGUCGGGUGUAAACGUGCUUGGCGGUCUUGAACAACGCGAUAAAGAUAGAAGACCACUUGUCGAAGCUUCUUUCAAUUCUUUCUUGUUCCUGUCUCUUUUAUCAUUGUUGCUAAUCGCCGAUACAGGGAGAGACUCAAGAACCCUUCUCGUGGUCUCGUUCUAUUCGAAAGUUACGCGCUUGCAGCGAGAGCGAGAACAAAGGACGAAGCGUAUUUAUCGGAGCGACAAAGUUUUCUACGUUUGAAGUAAAUAAAGGGGAAGAUGGCAGAGGACAAGAACGAGACCAGCCCGAGCGCCGAGGGUGAAAAGCCGCCGCAGGAAGCGACGCCGUCAAAGCAGGAAAAAGAGGAGCCGAAGGAAAGCAAGGAAGAGGAGAAGAAAGUCGAGGAGAAUGGCGAUGGUGAGAAACCGAAAGAGAACGGCGAGGAGAAACCCACGCCAGAGCCGAAGGACAUGCGGGCCAUAGUACUGAAUGGUUUCGGCGGACUAAAAAGUGUCAAGGCUCUGAAGAAGCCUGAGCCCACCCUCGCCGAAGGAGAGGUCCUUAUCCGCGUCAAAGCAUGCGGACUAAAUUUCCAAGAUCUGAUGGCGAGACAGGGUGCUAUCGAUUCCCCACCAAAAACUCCUUUCAUUAUGGGAUCCGAGUGCGCAGGUGACAUCGAGCAAGUUGGCGAGGGCGUAGAGAACUUUAAAGUGGGCGAUCGAGUGGUCGCGCUUCCUGAUCACAAGGCGUGGGCAGAGCUCGUCUCCGUGCCGGCCACGUCCGUUUUCGCGCUACCAGCCGGGAUGAGCUACCUCGAUGCAGCGGCGAUCACGAUGAACUACACCGUCGCUUACAUUUUGCUGUUCGAGCUGGCCAAUUUAACGCCUGGCAAGAGUCUGUUGCUUCACAGCGCCGGCGGUGGUGUGGGUCAGGCAGUGGUCCAGCUGGCCAAGACCGUGAAAGACGUGACCAUCUUUGGCGUAUGCAGUAAAUCAAAACACGAAGCCCUGAAAGCGGCCGGUACGAUCGACCACCUCUUGGAACGAGGCACGGACUAUAGCAACGAAGUUAGGAAGAUCUCGCCGGAAGGUGUGGAUAUCGUUCUGGAUUGCCUUUGCGGCGAAGAGUGUAACAAGGGUUACGCCCUGCUGAAACCUAUGGGGAAAUACAUCCUUUAUGGAUCGAGUAAUGUGGUCACCGGAGAGACUAAAAGCUUCUUCUCGGCAGCGCGAUCAUGGUGGCAAGUGGACAAGGUAUCCCCCAUCAAAUUGUUUGACGAGAAUAAGACUCUGUCUGGAUUGAAUCUACGCCACUUGAUGUACCAGCAUGGCAGCCACGCGUUCGUACGGCGAGCAGUGGAACGGGUGUUCACCUUGUGGAACGAUGGUAAAAUAAAGCCUAUGGUGGAUUCGACAUGGGCUUUGGAGGACGUUCCAGAAGCCAUGCAGAAGAUGCAUGACCGUAAGAACAUUGGUAAGAUCGUGCUGGACCCGAGUCUCGAGCCGAAACCGAAGCCAGCGACUCCAGCCAAAGGGAAAACGAAGGACAAGAAAGCGGCCAGCCAGGAGAGCCAAGAGAAGAAAGCGUCGAGUGUCGAGUCCGAGGAGGGGGAGAAGAAAAAAGAGCCUGAACUGACAAACGGAACAUCUGAAGACAAGUCCGAUAGCGAUUCUAAAGAAAAAGAAUCGAGCUGAAUUAGCGGCGCUAGCUAAUUCUAAUAUACGUAUAUUACAUAAAAAGUACAUAUAUAUAUUAAAAAAAAAAAAAAAAAAAUUGUAAAACUGAUAUCUCCCAUCCAUGAAGAUCAAGAAUUUUGCAGAUAAGUGCUCUAUUACUUCUCACUAUUCAGAGAUCUGCUACGUUUGUUGCGCUAUACGACGCUUGAUUAUUAUAUGACAAAGUAUCCGUAAAGUAUCGUGUUAUAUAAAUGACGAGUUCAUUUGGAAAACGAAAAAAAAAAAAACGUCGCGCGAAAGCGAGACGAAAACACGCAGGUAAAAAAUGAAAAUCAAGAAUUUCGAAAUGACUAGCUCAAAUCAAAUUCGACCAAAAAAAAAAAAAAAAAAGAAAGAAAGAAAAGAAAAGAAAGCAAGGAAAACUCGUUUCCCCAGAAUUCAUCAACAUGCCUCUCUCCUAUCGUCUGUUUGCGCUAAAAGAACUCUUCGAUGGAAUUCGCGAGUGAAAAAAUGGAUGCAAGAGUACAUACGAAGGUUCAUUUAUGUAUGUGAACCAGGGGGAAAGCACAAGACAAAUGUAAGGAAACAAUAUCAAUCUUGACGUGGUCCACAGUAGUUUGCAGAAUAUAAGAAUUAUCAUUUUUAUUUUUUCAUACUGACGAAAAUUCAUUUUCAUAAAAUGAUAGAGUAAAUGAACCUGACAGACUUGUUGGACGAUCUCGUAAUAAUUUUUCAUUCUCCUUUUUUUAGUCUCUUCUUUCUUUAAUCUUUGUAUUUUGUACUUAUCGAAUAUAGAACAAAAUUAUACAAUUAAAAAAAAAGAAAAAAAAAAGAAAGAAAGAAACGAAGAUCGUCUAAUGAUUCUGCACUGGCUUAGCAGAUUGCUACUUUUAUCUACUUGCAUCGAGAAUUAUUACUACUGCGAUAUGUAUACACAUAUAUGCACGCAGUGACAUUUUACAUACUAUAAUAGUACCAUUUACUGUAAUUUAAUAGAUGACAACAAAGAUAACCUAAUCAGCUUUACAGAGAAGGGAAGAAAAAAGUAUAUUAGAGAAAAAACCCUGCGUCUCAAAAGGCUGAAAAAAAGAAAAUAUGCGACUGUUACUUUUUAAAUGUAUUUUCUUAUCGAGAACGUGUUCUUUUUUUCCCCCGUACUAUUAAUUAGGUAUAACACUUGAAAUCUUUAACGAUAGUCCAAACGACACAGUCGAAUGACAUCAACCUUGUGCACUCUGUGUAUCAGGAUUCACUGUAUUAUUUUAGAUAAGUAAUUCUUCUUUUUUUUCUUUUUUUUUUUUUUUUGCAUUUUUACGGUGGAAAGUACUGAAUUACCUAACUGCCUAAAAAAGUGAGAAAGAAAAGAAAAUGCUGAUUAUCACUGAUGAACAAUUCAA